Messenger RNA from Echinostoma caproni, 933 nucleotides. The record is from the annotation of a GenBank genome assembly. Lineage: Eukaryota; Metazoa; Platyhelminthes; Trematoda; Plagiorchiida; Echinostomatidae.
AUGUUGGUGACCUGGAGGCAACUGAUUGUGCUUCUCGUUCUGGCGAUUGUGAUCUGGUCCGCGCUGGCUUGUCUGAUGAGCUAUCCAGUGAUGAGUAUCGCAUUCUUAUGGUACCGUAACGAGGGUGCCACUCGUUUGCGACUGGCCUCGCUUGAUUUACCCGGUAUGAUCAGACAGACAAGAGCCAUACCAUUUGAUCCGACCAUGUCUGCACACUCGCAAGUUGUCCGAUCGGUGAAUUCGGCACAUCGUUUUCUGAAACAGUCUCCACAAAUACAACUACAACAGCCCGGAGAUCCAGUGGAUUAUCAACUUCCGGGUGAACCCCCGGACACUUCAUCCAUCUACGGCGAGAAUACACCCGAAGGGAUUAACAACUGGUCUAAGGUUGCGGCUGAUGCGGACGACCUGCAGGAUAUCACACGUGAACACCAUCCGGAUAAUUAUGAUCCAACACGGGCCGGACAAGCAUUAGCAGACCGGGUGGAUACUGUGGUCGACCAGAGUCAGGCUCGGGGAACAGAAGUUGGAAGAAAUGCAACGGAUCUGUUUCGCUCAUCCGCGGAUGAAUUCAAAGAUAGCGUUACGACACAGGCAAAAGAUUAUGGGCAACGUCUGAUAAACAAAGCUUUGAGUGCCAGUGAAUCAAUUGCGAUGUUUUUCAAAUGUAGCGCCGACUCCAUCGAUCUUUCCUAUUACGGCUUAUACGAUGCUCAGGGACUACCAAUCUACGUUGCUCGGAAUAAUCUGGAAGCGCGAACACAAAACAUUCUCAUCUGCGUUUGCAUAGGGAUAUCUGGUAUAUUUCUUCUCAUUCUGGGCUAUUUGCAAAUUGUCAUCUGCACGGCGAUGAACUAUGCUCGGAUGCAAGAAACGCGUUAUUACGAGGCCUCGUCUGAGGUAGGUGAAGAAGGUGUUGCGUUGCAACAAUAG